Molecule: messenger RNA, 4397 nt
Organism: Alosa sapidissima (American shad)
Lineage: Eukaryota; Metazoa; Chordata; Actinopteri; Clupeiformes; Clupeidae
Gene: atp2b1b
Product: ATPase plasma membrane Ca2+ transporting 1b
Exons: 21
Coding region: 472-4188 (1238 amino acids)
Biological process (GO): calcium ion transmembrane transport; regulation of cytosolic calcium ion concentration
Cellular component (GO): membrane; intracellular membrane-bounded organelle
Molecular function (GO): P-type calcium transporter activity; ATP binding; ATP hydrolysis activity
Source: RefSeq, a predicted model, not a curated record
GGGCGCUCUUUGUUCAUAACCCUGUAAACGGAACGUCUUGGGGCUCCCUCCAUUCCGAUGCCCCAGGGCUACAGCAGGCCUGUUUGGACUAAUUGUUCCUCAGGGGGAUGCCAGGCUGUUCUGGAGUAACCGGAGGGUUACUGCCGCCAUCCCUGUGGAUUACACGGCCAUAGCUACCAGUGUUUGCCUCCUGUUGCUGUGAGAUAGGCAAUGAAGACAUUUGGUAUGUAGUCCAUUCCAGGCAGAACCUUCCAGGUCUUCAAUCAAACUCCCGACUGAAGAUGACUAAGUAAAGACUCUGGAAUCUAAAAGAAAUGGACGCCUGUUUGCUCAAGUUCCUGGAGUCUCGCAGCACAUGCCCCUGAGGAGCCGCAGAGGUUUAUGGGAAAUCCGGGACUCUGCCACUGAGGAUUGUGUCGGCCUUAAGGGAGGCCUUCUUUCCACCACUGCGUGGUGUGCCGCCGUGAGACCAUGGCCAAAAACUCAUAUCGGGGAUCAAAGCACGCCAAGGCGGCGGAGGCCAACCAUGACGUGGAUUUUGGCUGCUCGCUCAAGGAGCUGCGCUCUCUCAUGGAACUCAGAGGGCCGGAGGGCUUGCAGAGGGUCCAGGAGACCUACGGAGAUGUGCACGGACUCUGCAGCCGCUUGAAAACCUCCCCCGUAGAUGGGUUAACUGGAAAUACGGAGGAUAUCAAUAGAAGAAUAGAAGAAUUUGGGAAGAACUUCAUACCUCCUAAAAAGCCAAAAACGUUCCUUCAGUUAGUAUGGGAAGCAUUGCAAGAUGUGACUUUAAUUAUUCUAGAAGUGGCAGCCAUCAUUUCACUAGGCCUUUCAUUCUAUCGACCUCCUGAUGCAGAAAGAGAACAUUGUGGGAAGGCGGCCGGAGGGGUCGAGGACGAGGGGGAGGCCGAUGCAGGCUGGAUCGAGGGGGCCGCCAUCCUCCUGUCCGUCUGUGUGGUGGUGCUGGUGACCGCCUUCAACGACUGGAGCAAAGAGAAGCAGUUUCGCGGCCUCCAGAGCCGCAUCGAGCAGGAACAGCGCUUCACGGUCGUCCGGGGAGGACAGGUCAUCCAGAUCCUAGUGGCUGACAUCAUAGUCGGCGACAUAGCACAAAUCAAAUACGGUGACCUGCUUCCUGCGGACGGAGUGCUAAUCCAGGGCAACGAUCUGAAGAUCGAUGAAAGCUCUCUUACUGGAGAAUCAGACCAUGUGAAGAAGACACUCGAUAAAGACCCCAUGUUGCUCUCAGGCACCCAUGUCAUGGAGGGCUCAGGGAAAAUGGUUGUGACAGCUGUGGGUGUCAACUCCCAAACAGGCAUCAUUUUCACCCUGCUCGGGGCAGGAGAUGAUGAUGAUGAUGAUGACGAUGACGAGGAGAAGGCGAGGAAAAAGAAAGAGAAAGAAGAGAAAAAGAAGGAAAAAGAGAGGAAAAAGAAGGAGAAGAAAGAUAAGAAAAGCAAAAAGAAUGAAGGUGGGGAGAGGAAGAAAGGUAAGGAUGGUGUUGAGAUGCAGCCCCUCAACAGUGACGAUGGAGCAGAAGCCGAGGAGAAAAAGAAAGCCAACCUACCAAAGAAAGAGAAGUCUGUGCUACAAGGGAAACUAACCAAAUUAGCAGUACAAAUCGGCAAAGCGGGCCUUUUGAUGUCAGCCGUCACGGUCAUCAUCCUAGUGGUGCUCUUCGUGGUGGACACCUUCUGGGUCCAGGGCCUGCCGUGGAUCAAAGACUGCACUCCCAUCUAUAUUCAGUUUGUGGUCAAGUUCUUCAUCAUCGGCGUCACUGUGCUGGUGGUGGCCGUGCCUGAAGGACUCCCACUAGCCGUCACCAUCUCACUGGCCUACUCUGUCAAAAAAAUGAUGAAGGAUAAUAAUCUUGUGAGACAUUUGGAUGCCUGCGAAACCAUGGGCAAUGCCACUGCUAUAUGCUCGGACAAGACUGGAACCUUGACCAUGAACAGGAUGACAGUGGUGCAGAUUAAUAUUGCAGACAGACAUUACAGAAAGGUCCCAGAGCCAGAUCUCAUUCCUGGAAAAAUCAUGGACCUACUCAUAACAGGCAUUGGCAUCAACUGUGCAUAUACCACCAAAAUUAUGUCUCCUGAGAAGGAGGGUGGAUUACCGCGCCAAGUGGGCAACAAGACCGAAUGUGCCUUGCUGGGGCUCGUCAUGGACCUGCGACGAGACUACCAGGCCGUCCGGAACGAGUACCCCGAGGAGAAGCUCUACAAAGUCUACACUUUCAACUCCGUCCGCAAGUCCAUGAGCACCGUCAUUAGGAAAUAUGACGGAGGAUACCGCAUGUUUAGCAAGGGAGCGUCGGAAAUCCUUCUGAAAAAGUGUUGCAGAGUGUUGACAGGCACAGGUGAGGCCAAAGCGUUCAAGCCCAGGGACCGAGACGACAUGAUGCAGCAGGUCAUCGAGCCCAUGGCGUCCGAAGGCCUGCGCACCAUCUGCCUGGCCUACAGGGACUUCCCCACCUCGGACGGAGAGCCCGACUGGGACAACGAGACCGACAUCCUCACUGCCCUCACCUGCAUCUGUGUAGUGGGCAUCGAGGACCCAGUGAGGCCAGAGGUCCCUGACGCCAUUAAGAAGUGUCAGCGAGCUGGUAUCACCGUGCGUAUGGUGACCGGGGACAACAUCAACACUGCGCGGGCCAUCGCCAGCAAGUGUGGCAUCCUGCAUCCAGGAGACGACUUCCUGUGCAUUGAGGGCAAAGAAUUUAACAGGCGGAUUCGGAAUGAAUUAGGGGAGAUCGAGCAGGAGCGCAUUGAUAAGAUAUGGCCGAAGCUACGAGUACUGGCCAGGUCCUCACCCACAGAUAAACACACUCUUGUUAAGGGUAUAAUUGAUAGCACAGUUCUUGAGCAAAGGCAAGUUGUGGCUGUAACAGGAGAUGGAACCAAUGAUGGCCCUGCACUGAAAAAAGCUGAUGUUGGAUUUGCAAUGGGCAUUGCUGGAACAGACGUGGCCAAAGAAGCCUCGGACAUCAUUUUGACAGAUGAUAACUUCUCCAGUAUCGUCAAGGCUGUGAUGUGGGGGAGGAACGUCUAUGACAGCAUCUCCAAAUUCCUGCAGUUCCAGCUCACAGUCAAUGUGGUGGCUGUGAUAGUAGCCUUCACAGGAGCCUGCAUCACACAGGAUUCCCCACUGAAGGCCGUCCAGAUGCUGUGGGUCAACCUCAUCAUGGACACGUUUGCCUCUCUGGCUCUGGCCACUGAGCCGCCCACGGAAGCCCUGCUGCUGAGGAAGCCGUACGGCCGCAACAAGCCUCUGAUCUCCCGCACCAUGAUGAAGAACAUCCUGGGCCACGCUGUCUACCAGCUCACCAUCAUCUUCACUCUGCUGUUUGCUGGUGAGCAGAUCUUUGACAUCGACAACGGCCGAAACGCUCCCCUACAUGCGCCACCCUCAGAACACUACACCAUUGUGUUCAACACCUUCGUCAUGAUGCAGCUCUUCAACGAGAUAAAUGCCCGCAAGAUCCAUGGCGAACGCAACGUCUUUGAAGGAAUAUUCAACAAUAUGAUCUUCUGCUCCAUCGUCUUUGGCACAUUUGUCAUCCAGAUUGUGAUAGUGCAGUUUGGAGGGAAGCCAUUCAGCUGUGUGCGCCUGAGUGUAGAGCAGUGGCUGUGGUGUGUCUUCCUGGGCUUUGGUUGCCUCCUCUGGGGUCAGGUGAUAUCCACCAUUCCCACGAGUCGGUUGAAGUUCCUGAUGACGGCAGGCCACGGCACACAGAAGGAUGAUAUUCCUGAGGAGGAGUUGGAGGAACUGGAGGACCAGGAUGAGAUUGACCACGCCGAGAUGGAAAUGCGGCGAGGUCAAGUGCUGUGGUGCAGAGGCCUGAACAGAAUCCAGACCCAGAUCCGUGUUGUCAACGCAUUCCGUGACAAUAUGUCUCCAUAUGAGGGUCUGGAGACUCCAGAGUCCCGCAGCUCCAUCCACAACUUCAUGACCACCCCCGACUUCCGCAUCGAGGACUCGGAGCCUCAAAUCCCACUGAUCGACGACAUCACCCUGGAGGAGGACUCCGCUCCGACCAAGCGCAACGCUGUGCCUCCCCUGCCCAAGCUGCCCACCUCACCCAACCAGAACAAUAACGCCACAGAGCGGCUACCGCACCUCUACAAGGACGCUGCCGUCCCCCCGACACCUGGCAGUCCCUUGCACAGCCUCGAGACUUCACUCUGAACCAGGACACAUACACACACAGGAAGCCUCUCCUCGAACCCCACUGCAUUCCACAAGAGGACAUCUGGGGAACAUUUUAGAGGCUAUGUUUGAUUUCUGCGCUAAGCACAUAUUUCACACUGAACCUUCUGUCUGUGUUUGUGCAGCAGUUGUGGUAACCGUUGUUUAUUUUUCACAGAUUUCCUUCACAAAGCUUUCCACAGAUCUCA